Lemur catta (Ring-tailed lemur) is the source of this 316-nucleotide messenger RNA. Its product is annotated as cysteine-rich and transmembrane domain-containing protein 1-like. NCBI's taxonomy places the organism in Eukaryota, Metazoa, Chordata, Mammalia, Primates, Lemuridae. Gene Ontology annotation, cellular component: extracellular exosome. The record is from RefSeq and is a predicted model, not a curated record. Bases 23 to 316 code for a protein of 97 amino acids. The transcript has a single exon.
GGGUGCACUUGGCAGGUCCCUGAUGAACCAAGAGAACCCUCCACCGUAUCAGGAUGGAGGUCCAACGGCCCUGUACCCACCUUAUCCACAACAACAAAUGGGUCCAGGACGUAUGGGGGGGCCCUACCCACCUGCUCAGGUGUACCGCUACCAAGGAUACACACAGUAUGGCUGGCAGGGUGGCCCUCAGGAGCCUCCUGAAACCACAGUGGAUGUGGUGGAAGACCAAAGAAGAGACGACCUGGGACCAUCCACCUGCCUUACAGCCUGCUGUACUGCUCUGUGUUGCUGCUGUCUCUGGGACAUGCUCAUCUGA